Trifolium pratense (red clover) is the source of this 1594-nucleotide messenger RNA. RefSeq names its product pre-mRNA-splicing factor SLU7-A-like. Gene Ontology annotation, biological process: mRNA splicing, via spliceosome. The record is from RefSeq and is a predicted model, not a curated record. The coding region runs from base 124 to 1440 and encodes 438 amino acids. Gene Ontology annotation, molecular function: pre-mRNA 3'-splice site binding. NCBI's taxonomy places the organism in Eukaryota, Viridiplantae, Streptophyta, Magnoliopsida, Fabales, Fabaceae. Gene Ontology annotation, cellular component: spliceosomal complex. The transcript is spliced from 3 exons.
ACCCUAAUUAUUGAUUGAAAAUAUAUAUAACACACAUCAGCCGCAACAAUACAAUACACACUACUUCUCUGUUCAUUUAGUUCUUUUUCUCUUCUGCGUUUGUUUUCUGCGUUUGAUCACAACAUGGGAUUCCAAGCUUCAGGGUCAUUCAAGUCAAGGGAGGAUCAUCGAAAACAGAUUGAGCUUGAGGAAGCCCGUAAAGCUGGACUUGCACCUGCUGAGGUUGAUGAAGAUGGAAAGGAUAUCAAUCCUCAUAUUCCUCAGUAUAUGUCAUCUGCACCUUGGUAUCUUAAUGCUGAUCAGAGACCUAGUUUGAAACAUCAAAGGAAUUGGAAAUCUGAUUCCAAUUGCUCUAAAUCCUGGUACGAUAGAGGUGCUCAACUUUUCCAUGCCAGCAACUAUAGGAAAGGUGCAUGUGAGAAUUGUGGAGCUAUGACACAUGUUGCCAAGACAUGCAUGGAAAGAUCACGAAAACUAGGAGCAAAGUAUACAAACAAGAACAUUGCUGCAGAUGAAAAGAUUGAAACUAUUGAGCUUGACUAUGAUGGCAAACGGGAUAGAUGGAAUGGGUAUGAUCCGUCAACAUACGCUGGAGUCAUUAACAUGUAUGAAGCCAGAGAUAAUGCUCGAAACAAGUUCCUGAAGGAACAACAAGUAAAGAAAUUGGAGAAGGAUAGUGCUGCAAUUGAUGAAGACGAUUUAAGGAUAGAUGAUGAGACUAAGGUUGAUGAAAGCAAACAAAUGGACUUUGCAAAGGUUAAGAAGCGUGUACGAACAACAGAUGGUGGGUGUACAGGAACUGUGAGGAACCUACGUAUUCGAGAAGACACUGCAAAAUAUCUUCUCAAUUCUGCAAAUUAUUAUGACCCCAAGUCAAGGUCCAUGCGUGAAGAUCCUUUUCCAGAUACAGAUCCAAAUGAAACGUUUCGCUUGGGUGAUAACCGAUAUAUAAAUAGUGGUCAAGCUUUGGAAUUCAAGGAAUUGAACAUCUAUGCUUCCCAAGUAUUUGACAAGGGACAAGAUGUUCACUUGCAAGCAGCUCCUUCCCAAGCAGAAUUGCUUUAUAAGAAUUUCAAGGCCGCGAAGGAGAAAUUGAAAUCACAAACAAAAGAAACUAUUAUCGAGAAGUAUGGAAAUGUAGCUAACGAGGACAAACUCCCAAGAGAGCUUCUGUUGGGUCAGACUGAAAUGCAAGUUGAGUAUGAUCGUGCUGGUAAAAUUAUUAAGGGACAGGAAAUUGCAAUCCCUAAAGGCAAGUAUGAAGAAGAUGUUUACAUCAACAACCACACAACUGUUUGGGGCUCGUGGUGGAAGGAUCACCAAUGGGGUUUUAAGUGUUGCAAGCAGACGAUACGCAGGAGCUAUUGUACAGGUACUGCUGGCAUUGAGGCUGCUGAGGCUGCAAGUGAUCUUAUGAUGGCUAAUAUGGCACGUCAUUAGAUUGCUGCAGUUUCAUACGCCGGCACAUUAUUCAGGGACGUAUCUAGUAACAUAACAUAAGUAUAAGAGAAUCCUACGCUAGUUGGGAAAAAUAAUUUGUAACUCUGGUUCUACAUGUCUUAUUGAAAUUAAUGAAGAAGUUUUCUUUGUGUUC